AUGGGUAAUUAGGAAAGAUGGCCGCGCCCAUACACAUAAUGCAAAGUGAUUGCAUUUGUUGCUGUGAAGAGUCAAAAUGUCAGGAAUAUGGAGCAAAGGUGUGAAACGUGGUUUAAUAUACAUGUCACUGCAUAAGUUAUGAAACGGCUAGUCGCUGCAUGGUGCUAGGUGAACUCAAAUCUCUCAUCUCCAGAAACAUGGUUCUACAAAAACUAUAUGUUACAAGGAAGUUGUGCUGGGCCCUUGUACCUCAUCAUUUGCCAGUUUGGAAAUUCCGAUGUGGUGCAUUGAGCUGUGUAAGAGCAAUAGGUUCGACUCACCAACGAACAGACUCAAUCUUUGUCAAAGCUGCACAUCAUGGAGAUAAAGCAGCACUCGUAGAUAGCCAUGGUGUACAUACAUACAAGGAUUUGCUCAAGCGCAGUGAAGCCACUGCCCAGCGCAUACGCCACGCACUGCGUGAGCAGUUUGACAUUAAAGAAGCCAGGGUGGCAGUGCUUUGCCCACCUGACGUCUCCUAUGUCACAGCGCAGUGGGGAUGUUGGAUGGCAGGAGGAGUGUUUGUUCCCCUACAUCACACCCAUCCAACACCUCAGCUAGCGUACUUCAUCGCUGACAGUCGGUGUUCCAUCGUUCUGACAACAAAGAAGUUCAGCCCUGCUAUAGAGAGCAUCGUGGAGAGUAGAGGACUGCAGAUCCUCCAUCUCGAUGAGGAAGAUCAGGUUGAAGAUGCCGCUGCGUCGGACAUGACGUGUCAGAGGCAGCCGCUCUUAGGUUUAACUGACGAGGAGUAUGCUUCUAGAAGAGCAAUGAUAGUUUACACAAGUGGAACAACAGGUCCGGCGAAAGGUGUUGUGCUGACGCACGCUAAUCUACAGGCAUCGAUGAUGAGCAUGAUACAAACAUGGAAAUGGACAAGGAAUGACGUCUGCUUGCAUGUGUUACCUCUGAAUCAUGUGCACGGUAUCAUCAAUGCUCUCAUGACACCACUGUACUGUGGCGCCACCUGUGUCAUGCUGCCUGAAUUCAAUGCUCCCAAAGUUUGGUUUAAGUUGCUGUCGACUGUAGACACCGAGCACAGAGUGAACGUAUUUCAUGCUGUGCCAACCGUUUAUGCAAAGCUCAUUGAAGACCAUGAGGCCAGGUUCCAAUGUGGAAUCUCCAUUAGGAGGGCUCACGAAUAUAUAAAAGCUAUUUGCUCAGAAAAAGUUAGACUAAUGGUAUGUGGGUCAGCUGCUCUACCUCAGCCAAUCUUGCGCAAGUGGAAAGAUAUUACUGGCCAUACACUUCUGGAGCGAUAUGGAAUGACAGAAGUUGGCAUGGCACUGUCCAACCCUUUACACGGAACCCGAACUCCUGGUUCCGUGGGAAACCCUAUGCCAGGAGUUGAGGUGUGCAUUGCAAGACCCAACUUUUAUUCUGCGAAUGGUUAUGAUGCGAUUUGCCAUGGAGACGACCGAAAAACUGUAGUAGCAGAAGGAAUGAAUCAUGAGGUUGGUGAGCUGUAUGUUAGAGGUCCAGCUGUGUUUAAGGAGUAUUGGGAUAAACCUAGCGAAACCGAAGCAGCUUUCACAAAGGAUGGAUGGUUUAAAACAGGAGACACUGCCCAAUUCGAGAAUGGCAUGUACAAGAUUCUUGGGAGGACGAGCGUAGACAUCAUUAAGAGUGGUGGCUACAAAAUAAGUGCACUGGAUGUGGAGCGAGAUCUAUUGCAGCACGUCAGUAUUGUGGAAGCAGUGGUUGUAGGGUUGCCAGACAUUACGUGGGGACAGCGAGUUGCAGCUCUCUUAGUAAUGAAAGACGGUGUGUGCAUCACGGCCCAUGACUUGAAAGCGUGGGGAAAGAGUGUAAUGGCUUCUUACAGUGUUCCAAGCAUCGUUAAAUGUGUGGAAUCUAUACCACGCAACAACAUGGGGAAAGUUAACAAAAAGCAGAUUCAAAAAGAAUACUUUCCAGAGUACUUUCAGUAAUCAACACUUUUAGCAGAUACGCACACUGUUAAAAAGCUUGGGAGUUUAACAGAAAUUCCCAAUUUUGUAAAAUAAGGAAAUAAACAGAACAUGUGUCUUUUCAAUAGACUA
Messenger RNA from Priapulus caudatus, 2081 nucleotides. RefSeq names its product acyl-CoA synthetase family member 3, mitochondrial-like. Gene Ontology annotation, molecular function: medium-chain fatty acid-CoA ligase activity. Gene Ontology annotation, biological process: fatty acid metabolic process. NCBI's taxonomy places the organism in Eukaryota, Metazoa, Priapulida, Priapulimorpha, Priapulimorphida, Priapulidae. Bases 159 to 1970 code for a protein of 603 amino acids. The record is from RefSeq and is a predicted model, not a curated record. The transcript is spliced from 8 exons.